Eruca vesicaria subsp. sativa (arugula) is the source of this 237-nucleotide messenger RNA. Lineage: Eukaryota; Viridiplantae; Streptophyta; Magnoliopsida; Brassicales; Brassicaceae. The record is from the annotation of a GenBank genome assembly.
AUGACCUCAGACCCGACGUCUCGUUUCUUCAACGCGAUUUGCUUUCCCGUCGACGUGAAGCCCAAUGGGCCUCUCUUCUUUUGGGUUCAAUUCUUCUACCUCUCCAAGAUCCUCGAGUUCAGAGACACACUCCUCAUCAUACUCGGAAAAUCAAUCCAACGGCUCUCCUUCCUCCACAUGCCUAUAUCAGGAUCAGCAGCAUCCUUUGAAAGGUCAGGAUUUGUAACGCUCAAAUAA